Molecule: messenger RNA, 903 nt
Organism: Paramisgurnus dabryanus
Lineage: Eukaryota; Metazoa; Chordata; Actinopteri; Cypriniformes; Cobitidae
Product: olfactory receptor 7D11-like
Biological process (GO): detection of chemical stimulus involved in sensory perception of smell; G protein-coupled receptor signaling pathway
Cellular component (GO): membrane
Molecular function (GO): odorant binding; olfactory receptor activity; G protein-coupled receptor activity
Source: RefSeq, a predicted model, not a curated record
AUGGACAACCUGACAUUCACAAACAGUCUUCUGAUGGUGGAGGGACUGAAAGUUACACCUCAAUCAUCUUAUCCUGUUUUUAUUCUGCUUCUGUUAGCUUAUAUGUUUGCAAUGGGAUGUAACAUUAUACUUAUAAUUCUCAUUUCAACACAGAAGAAUCUGCAUCACCCUAUGCAUUUUCUGUUUUGUAAUCUACCACUGAAUGAUAUAUUAGGUACCACUGUCAUGUUGCCACGCUUGUUACAGGAUAUUUUAAAAGAAGCUUCUGAUCGAUAUAUAACCUAUGUUGAGUGUGUUGUUCAAGCGUAUUUUGGGCACAUAUUUGCAGCAGCAUGCCACUAUGUGUUGAUGUUAGGUCUCACAAUACGUCUCUCGCACUGUAGAUAUACAAUUGAAAAUCCUUUCUGUGACAAUGCCUCACUGUUUAAACUGUCCUGUGAAAAUGUAUCUGUUAAUAAUGUGUAUGGACUCAUUUACACUGUUAUUUUGUUUACCUUAUCACUUGGGUCUGUAUUUAUAACAUAUUUUAAAAUUGCUACUGUGUGCAUUACCAGCAAAAACAAAUCGCUCAACAGCAAAGCCAUAAAAACCUGCAGCACUCAUUUAGCUGUUUAUUUAAUCAUGUUGGUAUCUGGAGCCACCGUGAUUUUUCUUCAUCGUGUUCCUGAAUACUCUGACAACAGAAAACUAGCUAGUAUAAUGUUUCACAUUGUACCACCAGGAUUAAAUCCUUUAGUGUACGGUUUACAAACCAAAGAGAUAAGAGAAAAAAUAAUUAAACUUUAUGUAGAUGAACCGGAGUCAAGCCAGCCAUCACCCAGGAACACAGAGCAGGAGCCUCAGCCCACUGCAGACGGAGAGCUUGAGCCUGCAGCAACUUUGUAUCUUGCUAACCUCACCUAG